This is a messenger RNA of Hypomesus transpacificus, 7874 nucleotides long. RefSeq names its product ubiquitin protein ligase E3 component n-recognin 3 (gene ubr3). Gene Ontology annotation, cellular component: cytoplasm; ubiquitin ligase complex. The coding region runs from base 121 to 5763 and encodes 1880 amino acids. NCBI's taxonomy places the organism in Eukaryota, Metazoa, Chordata, Actinopteri, Osmeriformes, Osmeridae. Gene Ontology annotation, biological process: ubiquitin-dependent protein catabolic process via the N-end rule pathway; protein ubiquitination. Gene Ontology annotation, molecular function: zinc ion binding; ubiquitin protein ligase activity. The transcript has 40 exons. The record is from RefSeq and is a predicted model, not a curated record.
GAUACUCCGAACCCCGAAAUUGGAAGUCUGUAACAAUCGCUUUGACAGGUAUCGCGAGAAUCCCCGAGAACGUAGCAACAAGACAACAAAAAUAAAUUUGUGGACAACAAGCAAGAGUGCAUGAUGGCGGCGUCGCUGCUACGCCGGGACAAGAAAGCUACUGCUGCCCAUUUAAAGGCAGACCUUAAUCGGACUGACAAUAGCUCUGGUGUCCGACAGCUUCAGGAGCUACUUGAUUGUGUUCUUAAUCCUGAAAAGCCAGCGGCCGACACAGAGGCUCUGGACUGGUGUAAAUGUCUAAUAGCAGGAGGAGAAGGGUUCGAAGAGUUCUGCAAAACGGUCCGGUCCUAUGACAACGCUACUCUCUGUGGCUUGGUUUGGACAGCCAAUUUUGUGGCAUAUCGCUGUCGGACCUGUGGCAUAUCACCGUGCAUGUCACUCUGCGCAGAAUGCUUUAACAACGGUGAUCAUACGGGCCAUGAUUUCAAUAUGUUCAGAAGCCAGGCUGGUGGGGCCUGUGACUGUGGAGACAGUAAUGUCAUGCGAGAAAGUGGGUUUUGCAGAAGGCAUCGGUUAAGAACAGGGGAGAAUGUUCCGUCGGUGCCACGUGACUUACUUCUCAUGUCAGAGACGGUCCUUCCCAGGUUCAUCAUAUGUAUCCUACAGUACCUACGGGAUGGAUACACUGAACCAGACACAUCAGUGGAGAGGGAUCUGCAGAAGGUCUUACAGCAGCUGGAGCCACAGAUCUCCUUCCUGGAAGACCUGACGAAGAUGGGUGGGGCCAUGAGGACGGUGUUGACAAAGAUCUUAACCAAUCAGCAAACAUUCAAGGACUUGAGCAUGGGUCAAGAAGAGAAUGUUUAUGCUAAAAAUAACUAUGAGAAGUACCUGUCGGCUCUGAAGAACUCAGGCCUGGUGUCUUCAGAGGAGAAGGCUGGGGCCGGGGCCGGGGUCCAGGCUGGGGCAGCAGAACCUCCCCCAGGAGCCGAGGCUGGGGCUGGGGCAGAGGCCGGGGCUGGGGCUGGGGCAGAGGCCGGGGCUGGGGCUCUGGGGCUCCUAGGGGCCACAGCACCAGCUAGCCCCGAUGACUCGAAUAAAGAGGAGGAUCAAGAUGGCGGGCAGUGUGUUGGUCAGAGGAAGAGGGUGAAACUGAGCAGUACCACCAAAGAUCCAUCCAUAAUGGACUCUCUAAAACACAAAUGCUUUUUGGAGGAGUUACUGUUUUGGACAAUCAAGUAUGAGUUUCCACAGAAGAUGGUCACCUUCCUACUUAAUAUGCUGCCAGAUCAAGACUACAAGAUCACCUUUACGAAAACAUUUGUUCAACAUUACGCAUUCAUUAUGAAAACCCUGAUGAAGAGCCAUGAGUCCGACACCAUGUCCAAUCGGAUCGUCCACAUCAGUGUCCAGCUGUUCAGUAACGAGGAGCUGGCGCGUCAUGUGACUGAGGAGUGCCAGCUGCUGGACAUCAUGGUCACUGUGCUCCUGUACAUGAUGGAGAGCUGCCUUAUCAAAAGUGAACUUCAAGAUGAAGAGAACAGUCGCCACGUGGUGGUGAACUGUGGAGAGGCUCUGCUGAAGAACAACACCUACUGGCCUUUAGUUAGCGACUUCAUCAAUAUUCUCUCACACCAAAGUGUAGCAAAGAAGUUCCUGGAAGACCAUUCCCUGCUCAUGUUGUGGAUGACAUUUGUGUCCUUUUUUCAAGGCAUGAACUUGAAUAAGCGGGAGUUGAAUGAGCACGUGGAGUUUGAGUCCCAGACGUACUAUGCAGCCUUUGCAGCUGAGCUGGAGGCCUGUGCCCAGCCCAUGUGGGGCUUGUUAACACACUGCAAAGUCAAAGAGACGCAGGAAUACACUAAAACAGUGGUACGCUACUGCUUGGAGACCCUGCAGAUCUGGUUCGAUGCCAUCGGCUUUGUGGAUGAGCCGGCUCCAAACCAGGUGACCUUUCACCUUCCACUGCACCGCUACUAUGCCAUGUUCCUCAGCAAGGCAGUGAAGUGUCAGGGCCUGGACCUGGACAGCCUUCUUCCAGACCAGGAGAUGCUGAUGAAGAUCAUGGUCCAUCCUCUUCAGAUCCAGGCCAGCCUGUCUGAGGUCCACAGCAACAUGUGGGUGAGGAACGGCCUGCAGAUCAAAGGACAGGCCAUGACCUACGUCCAGUCGCAUUUCUGCAACUCCAUGAUCGAUCCAGACAUGUAUCUGCUCCAGGUUUGUGCAUCAAGACUCGAUCCAGACUACUUCAUCUCCUCUGUAUUCGAGAGGUUCAAGGUGGUCGACCUGCUCACCAUGGCGUCUCAGCACCAGAACGCUGUUCUGGACUCGGAGCAGGAGAGACCCAUGCUGGAGGGGGCGCUGACCUUCCUGGUUAUCCUAUCCAGUCUCCGCAUCCACCUCGGCAUGGGAGAUGAUGAGAUCCUCCAGGCAGAGAUGGUUUCUCAGCUGUGUAUGAACGACCGCACCCACAGUUCCCUGCUCGACCUCAUUCCUGAGAAUCCCAACCCCAAGAGUGGCAUCGUCCCCAGCAGCUGCAGCUUCGAGGACAUGCUGUCGGCCGUGGCGGACUUCAAAGCCCCCGUGUUUGAACCGGGGGGUUCCAUGCAGCAGGGCAUGUACACGCCUAAAGCGGAGGUGUGGGAGAAGGAGUUUGACCCCAUCAUGGUGAUCCUCAGAACGGUCUACCGCCGGGACGUCCAGUCGGCCAUGGACAGAUACUCAGCAUUUCUGAAGCAGUCCGGGAUGCACACAGGCAACCCGUGGCCUCCCUACAAGGAGAGGACCCCCCUGCACCCCUGUUACAGAGGCCUGGCCAGACUGCUGCACUGCAAAACCCUUCACAUCGUCAUCUUCACCCUGCUCUACAAGAUCUGGAUGGACCACCAGAACAUGUCGGAGCACGUCCUGUGCAUGGUGCUGUACCUCAUCGAGCUGGGACUGGACAACACGGUGCAGGAGGACAAGGAGGAGGAGGAGCCCUGCAUCGAGGAGCACUGCCACGACAGCUGGUUCCCCGGCACCAACCUGCUAACCAACCUGCACCACGUCAUUAACUUUGUGAGGGUGCGGGUGCCCGAGACGGCCCCGGAGGUGAAGAGGGAGCCCCCCCCCAGCACCAGCGCAGAGGCCUCCACCUUCGGCCAGAGCUCCAGACGGCUGACGGGGAACUGGAGAGAGAACCUGCGGGAGGCUCAGGUCUUCAGCCUGGUGGCGGAGCGCCGGAGGAAGUUCCAGGAGAUCAUCAACCGCAGCAGCACCGAGGCCAGCCAGUCGGCCCGGCCCAAGAGCUCAUCCACCCGCUGGGUCCCGCCCGGCACCCCCCCGCAGCUGGUCACGGAGAUCCUGGAGGUCCGCGAGAGCAUGGUGUCCUUGCUCAUCAAGCUGCACCAGAAGCUGUCGGCCAAGCAGAGCGCGCUGACGCCCACCUGGCUGGAGGACAUGGACACGGGGCGCCACGCCCACGGGGACGGCAUCACCGCCAUCGAGCGCAUCCUCACCAAGGCGGCGGCGCGCAGCCGCCAGAGCAGGCGCUGCAUCCAGGAGAUCUGCGGGAAGGUCUGCCCUCCGGUACCACCGAAGAAGAACAGCCCCUCCGACAAGAAGACCAUGGACAAGGAUGAGAGACGGCAGCGGGCCCGGGAGAGGCAGCAGAAGCUGCUGGCUGAGUUUGCCUCCAGGCAGAAGAGCUUCAUGGAGACGGCCAUGGACGUGGAAUCUCCUGAGACUGAAGCAGCCAUGGACCUGGGAGCGUCCGAGUUGAUGGAGUCUGAGGUCCUGUACGACUGUGUGAUCUGUGGCCAGAGCGGCCCCUCCACCGAGGAGAGGCCCACAGGCCUGGUGGUCCUGCUGCAGGCCUCCUCAGUGUUGGGGCACCGCUGCAGGGACGAGCAGGCGAAGAAGCUGCCCACCUGCGACCAGGAGCACAUCUACCCUGCAGACACGUGCGGCGCGGCCCACGACGUCAGGCUCACCCUCAUGCAGCGCUUCUUCAAAGAUAGUUCCUGCCUGCAGUCGGUGUCUAUAGGCUGGGACGGAGGCGUGUACGUGCAGACCUGUGGACACACCCUGCACAUAGACUGCCACAAGUCCUACAUGGAGUCUCUGAGGAACGACCAGGUGCUGCAGGGCUUCUCCGUGGACAAGGGCGAGUUCACCUGCCCGCUGUGCCGUCAGUUUGCCAACAGCGUGCUGCCGUGCCGUCCGGGGCGGGGCACAGAGGCCGGAGGCUGGCGGGCCCCCAGCAGCAAGACCACCAGCGUGCUGGUCAAGGAGGUGGAGGACCAGCAGGACACUCUGGGCCUUUUCCCAGUAAGCAGCCACACUACGGAGUCGAAUCUGAGCAAGGAGAUGGAGUUGGUCAUCAAGGACAUCAAGAACACCACCCAGAAGAAGUACAUGGACUACGGCAGAAACCCUGGCUCUCCUGACAACGACUUCCUGUUCAUGUACUCCGUAGCAAGGACCAACCUGGAGCUGGAGCUGGUGCAUCGUGGGGGGAACCUGUGUUCAGGAGGAGCCAGUGCUGCAGCCAAGCGCUCCUGCCUCAACCAGCUGUUCCAUGUGUUGAACAUGCACAUGCGUCUGUACAGCAUCGACUCUGCAUACAACCCCUGGAACCGGCUCACCCAGAUCACCCACUGCAGAGAGGCAGACGGCCUGGAUGAAGAGCGUCCGGAGGUUCCCAUGCUGUUCCGAGACGUCCCCUCCCUCCUGAUCAUCUUCGUGUUGACCAUGCCCCAGCCGCUACGCAAAGAACACUUCCUGUGUGUGGUGAGGAUGCUGUAUAACCUGCUGUAUGCCCAGGCCCUGGCUGCCCUGUCAGGCAGGUUCAGCCCCGAGGAGAGGCAGGCCUGGAGCACGGCUGGAGCCCUCAAGAAGAAUGCAGCCAACGCUGAGCAGUGCAGCGAAGCCCUUCUCGGCCACGUCAUCGCUGAGCUGUCCAGCGAGAGGAGUGUGUAUGACGUCAACCUGGAGGAACCGUCCAUGCUGAGCUCCAGCGUGUGGUCGCCCCAGUCCAUGGAGUACAGCCUCCAGCAGUUCUGUCUGCCCUUCCUGCGUCUCUCCUGCCUGCUGCAGCACCACCUGUACGGGGACCACCUGUCCGGCUGCCCGGAGGAUAAGGAGUUCUCCUCCCUGGCCGUGUGUCUGGGGCUCCUAGCCCCCGGCCCCCAGGCCUCCAACCCCAUCACCAGUGCCUCCUGUCUGGAGUGGGCGGUGGGAGCCUUCCCCCUGAUGACCCAGUGGUGCUCCGAGGUCACCGGGCUGUCCGACACCCAGGCCGAGCAGUCCUUGACCCUGCUAGUCCAGGACCCUCAAUGGGCACCCCCCCAUCUCCUGCAGCUCCCUGACAACUACAACACCAUCUUCCAACACUACCACAGGAAGGCCUGCUCCGCCUGCAAGAAGGUGCCAAAGGACCCCGCCCUGUGCCUCGUCUGCGGGGCCUUCGUCUGCCUCAAGGGCCUGUGCUGCAAGCAGCAGGGCAUCUGUGAAUGUGUUCAGCACUCCCAACACUGUGGGGCGGCGACGGGCAUCUUCCUGCUGAUCAACGCCUCCGUCAUCAUCAUCAUCCGGGGGCAUCGCUUCUGCCUGUGGGGGUCCGUGUACCUGGACGCCCACGGAGAGGAGGACCGAGACCUCCGCCGUGGCAAGCCCCUGUUCCUCUGUGAAGAGAGGUACCGCGUGCUGGAGCAGCAGUGGGUCUCGCACACCUUCGACCACAUCAACAAGCGAUGGGGGCCCCACUACAACGGCCUGUGAAGACGCCCUGCAUACACGACAGCCCCGCAACUCCAGGUGGAAAAGAAUCUCCAUGGUUUAAUGUGUCUGCCCCUGUGAAACUGGGAACCUUAUGAUGUGAUAUAAACAAACAUGCAGUGAGAGUGGUGCUGCUACAGCCUUGGUUUAUGUGAAGUUUGGUGUACAAUCAUGCCUAAAGACUAACAAGUGUGUGUGUUUAUUUAAGUGAUUUACCGUGUGGUUUUCAACAGGGAGAAACAAAAUUUGACAAGCUGGAUAAGUGAAAGCACAACCUUGCCCAGAGAAAAAGAUAGGGUUAGAAGGCUUUUCAAGCCCAACAUAUAGUUUGUUUUCUGCUAAAAAUAUAGAUUCCCUUGGUUGGAGUAACGUUCAUUUGUCUCCAUGUAUGAGUUGAUGCAUAUCCCUCAUCUAAGCAACAUCUCGUUGCUAGCAUGGGUUUCAAAUUCCUGGUGAAGGUAGCGAUGUUGUUGCUAAAUGAGUGUUGGAUGGAACAUAGUGGAAGGCAGGAGAAGUUACCCAUCAACACAGUUUAUUGCAAACAAACAAAGGUUCGUUUUUUGGGGGGUCAAGUUGCAAUUCAUCCUCAGGAAUUUUUUUGCUGUAGUUUAAAAAACUACGUUUUUAAUAUUUAAAUAAAAUGCUGCUGCUCAUUGUUCGAUUUAAGUAAUUUUACCUUUGUAAAGAUUAUUUUUCUUUUUCUAUAAAAAAAAAAAAAAAAUGGUGAAGGUUUUGAGUUUACGGGAGAUGGAGACAGUCUGUUGACUGAAGCUCACUGCAGUGUUGAGAUGGAGACAGUCUGUUGACUGAAGCUCACUGCAGUGUUGAGAUGUGUGGUCAUCUCUGGAUCCAACACCCAGUCCUCCCUUCUACGAUGCCUCGCUGGUUCUGAGUGAAACAACAGCCGUUUCCCAGACCAAAUCCAGUAGACUGAAAUACAGACAGACCUGUGUGGAUCAAAGUACAUCUGUCCACUUCAGUUUACAUGUUUCCCCAUUUGAUUUAUAUUUCUUAGUAUUACAUUUUUCACAAAUUCGAUAGUUAUUUUCUUCCUUUAAAGUUGAACACGUUUAGAUUUAUACUGAUGUGGAAUACUCCAAGUACAUGAGGGGUAACCUUUAUAAUUUUGUGCUGGUGAGGAAUUUAGCAGUUUGAAGGUUUUUAGUCAUUGUGCAUUGGGCGAAUGUUCAAAUGUCUUCACAUGCUUUCAGUGGGCCCUUUCUGUGAAGAUGCAGUAAAUGUUGUGAAAUGUUGUGGGCAUAUCAAACAACUCUUUCUUUUGGAUUAAAAGGAGAUUACGGGAGGGGGGGGGGAGAUCUGAAGGAUAACAUUUGGUCUGUUUGUGUAUUCAUUGUGUUACCUAGUGUGAAACUAUUGAGACGUGUCAACCAUCUAUUAGUGCUGUAUCACAAUAACAGGAGAUCAUAUUUUCCGCACUGUCACCUACCUUCGUCUGUAUGUUUUUGGUUGCCAAAAUGUAUAUCCAAAAUAGCUAAGCAUACAGUAGACAAUCCCAUACAAGUUACUCCAAAUUGUAAUCACUGACCGACAAGUCAUGGAUGCAUUCAGUUGUGCGUCUUCAGUACCCAUCAUACACAAAUGUUUUCAGCCACUCCUUUGAGUUAACUGUUUCAAAUGCUUAGUUUCAAUCACCAUUUCCCCCUCCGAAUGAGUAGACACUUAUCCAGCUGUGCCUGUAAGAUUCAUGUUACUUUUGAUAUUGGAAAGAAAACAUUGUACUGUGGGAUCCCUGGUUGAUUAAUGCUGGUGUUAGUACGUUUUGCUGGUCCACAUUGUGCUGGAAAUAGGAUCUGUUUUUUUUUAGGCAAACACUUGAAUGAUUUUCUCUUGAAUUCACGCAUGCUGCUUAACUGUUUCCUCUGAUGUUCCCUAAGCUUCUUAUUUUACAAGCCCCAGUCUGUACAUGACCGCAACAGAGUGGCCAAGGGGUAACGCCUGGACACUAACUGAAAGCUCUUUGCGUGUUCUCCUGUAUGGAUGAAAAGAAAGAAUACAGUACAUUACUGUAGGUGCUUUCUGAGUUGGAUCAGGAAGUGUGACUUAGACAUUUAAUGCAAAAUGUAACAUAUGUGAAUAAAAUAUAAACACACUGA